Musca vetustissima is the source of this 1200-nucleotide messenger RNA. Its product is annotated as endothelin-converting enzyme 1-like. Gene Ontology annotation, biological process: protein processing. The transcript has a single exon. The record is from RefSeq and is a predicted model, not a curated record. NCBI's taxonomy places the organism in Eukaryota, Metazoa, Arthropoda, Insecta, Diptera, Muscidae. The coding region runs from base 1 to 1200 and encodes 399 amino acids. Gene Ontology annotation, molecular function: metalloendopeptidase activity. Gene Ontology annotation, cellular component: plasma membrane.
AUGUUGAACAUUUUAUUGGGAUACAUACCCACAGCGAAAAUCUAUGACCUCAAUUCGUUCGAUGCAGAGAAUAUUAUAGAUGCCGUACGCAGCACACCCAAACGCAUUGUAGCAAAUUAUAUAUUUUUCAAUCUAUUGGAACAUUUUAUGCUGAUCAAACCCAAAGUGACGGAUGAACUGGAUCAUUUGUGCCUCAUGAAAACGAAAAUGUUUUUCAGCAGUCUUAUGGAUGAUAUGGUCUAUCGGAAAUAUAUAACCCCCCGCAUGGAAGAAGAUGUUCAACAAAUGUGGCACACUAUUAAGGCCAGCUUUCAGCGUGCCUUGGAUUCGGUGAGGCUAAGUUGGAUGAGGCCACUAACAAGGUAUAUGGCCAAGUUGAAAUUGGACUCCAUGAAAUUGGAAAUCAACUCCCAUAAAGAUAUCGAUUUUGAUUUGGAAUUUCAAAAUCUCACCAUCAACAAACAUGAUUUGGUGAGAAAUCUAAGAGAGAUUUUCAUUUGGAAAGCCAAUCAGACAAGACUGAGAUUAAGGGAAGAGCCACGACCCCACUAUGAAGCGGUUAUGUCAUUUUCCCCUGCCUAUAUUUUAACCGAAAAUCUCAUCAAAGUACCCGUGGCCAUGCUGCAACCCUAUUACCUUUGGUCCGAUUCAUAUCCAAAUGCUUUAAAAUUUGCCACCUUGGGAUUUUUUAUCUCCCACGAAGUCAUACAUGCCUUUGAUGAGGAGGGUCGGAUGUUUGAUGCCAAUGGCAAUAAUCGUCAAUGGUGGGAUUUCUAUACUCAGGAGCAUUUUAUCCGCGGUACCCAAUGUUUUCGCAAACAAUAUCAUUCAUACAUCCACAAUGGGCGACAUUUAUCCAAAAUUGUUUCGCAGUCGGAAAAUAUUGCCGAUAAUGGUGGCAUCCGUUUGGCUUUUGAAGCAUACACCGAUUGGUAUCAUCGUUCUCGGUUAAAUAUUGAAAUGGAAAUGUUACCACGUUUUAAUUUCACUGGAAAGCAGCUAUUUUUCAUUUCAUAUGCCCAACUAUGGUGUAGUUCAACACAUCCAAUGUUAAGUAAUUAUGUAACAAUAAUUGAUGAACAUGUUCCCGAUAGAUUUCGUGUUAUUGGUCCCCUUUCGAAUUUCGUUGAAUUUUCUAAAGAAUUUUCAUGUGAUUUAGCGAGUCCCAUGAAUCCAUAUGAUAAGUGUAUUAUAUAUUAA